Molecule: messenger RNA, 2706 nt
Organism: Actinia tenebrosa (Australian red waratah sea anemone)
Lineage: Eukaryota; Metazoa; Cnidaria; Anthozoa; Actiniaria; Actiniidae
Product: carboxypeptidase D
Biological process (GO): protein processing; peptide metabolic process
Molecular function (GO): zinc ion binding; metallocarboxypeptidase activity
Source: RefSeq, a predicted model, not a curated record
AUCAGAAAUGGAAAGAUUGUGACCGCGUCGCACGAGUGACAUGAAGCAGGUGGCUAGAUUUGGUUGAUGCUAUAAUUAGCCGUAAAAUAUCACGAUCGCAGCACAGUGACACACCUUGCUUGCCUCAACUAAAUGAUGUCUUUAAAUACCAAUGAACGCAGACCAAAUUUGAAGACAGAGGUAAAGAUAGCGUUGGUUUUCUCAGCGUCAUCUCGUAAAAUAAUCAGCUGUUUACUCCGAGGAAGAAUCGUAAGGAGUUGCUCCACAAAAGUGUGCUUCUUGGUUUUGCAGAAGCAAGCUCGCUAUGAGGACUUGGUUAAUUUUCAGCGGAUUCAUUGGCAUCCUUUUUCAAUGUUCACAAGCAAUUUCUCUUGAAAAACUGUUCCAACCUGAACCAAGAGAGGAGGGUAAUGCUACAGUUAGUUCGAAUAGCACGAUUGAGAAAAUUGUUACCGAUCUCUUGGACAUCGACAAGUUAAAACAUCAUAAUUAUGAAGAAAUGACAUGGUUUCUAAAGUACUUCGCUAAAAAGUACCCAGACAUUACUCGCUUGUAUUCCAUCGGUUACAGCGUACAAAAUCGCAAGCUUCUAGUGAUGGAAAUCACGAACAACCCCGGAAGGCACGAACCAGGCGAACCUGAGGUUAAAUACAUCGGAAAUGUUCACGGUAAUGAAGUGGUUGGGAAAGAACUUCUCCUCCAGUUAAUAAAAUACCUAUGUGAAAAUUACCAGAAAGACGUGGAGAUCAAAAAGCUUAUUGACACUACGAGGAUACAUAUUCUCCCGAGCAUGAACCCUGAUGGGUAUGAGGUUGCAUACGUCCGAGGGCGGGGCCAUAACUUUAUUGGCCGCAGGAACGCACAUGGCGUGGACUUAAACCGUAAUUUCCCCGACCAAUUCUUCCCGAAUACCAACGGUCCGCCUCAACCGGAGACUCGCGCGAUUAUGAGAUGGAUUAAGAGGUAUCCAUUCGUGAUGUCUACGAGUUUACAUAGCGGGGCUUUGGUUGCUAUCUACCCGUAUGAUGAUUCCCCGUCCGGGCAAACCCUGUAUAGCGCUACCCCAGAUGAUGACGUGUUCAGACACUUAGCUAAGACGUACUCCCUGGCACAUCCCGUCAUGCAUCUGGCGAACCCAAAGUGGAACUGUACGAACGUGAAAGAGGAGAAUUUCAUAGAUGGCAUAACGAACGGAGCGAGUUGGUUUAGUAUAUCUGGCGGCAUGCAGGACUAUAACUAUAUUCAUUCUAACACGUUUGAGAUCACUGUGGAAGUCAGCUGUGAAAGGUUUCCCAAACCUGAAAAACUCGGAAAAUAUUGGGACGAUAACCGAAGAGCGCUGGUGAAGCUGAUAGAACAGGUUCAUCAUGGAAUCCACGGGUUCGUCAAAAGCACCAAAGGCCAGCCAAUCAAAAACGCGGUCAUUCGGAUCUCAGACCGCCGUCACGAAGUCUCAACCGCCAAGGACGGGGAUUACUGGAGACUACUCGUACCAGGUUCCUAUGAUGUAACUGCCUCGGCCAAGGGGUUUGAGCCUCAGACUAAGUCAGUGGAAAUCAAGAACGGAGAAACAGAAAAGUAUGUUAAUUUCACUCUCAGGUCGAGUGACGAGCUACGGCCUAAGUUCAUGAAUGGACAAGAGGAUUUUAUCUCAAGAGUGAUGGGAGGAGAGGACUUCCUUAUCGAUGCUACACCAGAUCCCAGAGAACACGUGCUCAACAUUCAUCAUGGAGACAGGGAUGAUCACUCCAACCAAAGAGGGGUCAUGAGUGAUAUGGCAGAUAAUCUUAGUGGACAGUCAUCUCUCGACGAAGGCGACAAGACGUUCAAAGAGUUAGAACAAUCUGGCGACGUUAGUGGGGAGGAUGUUUACAAACAAAAGAAACAGGAUUCAUCUGGUCUGCUGAUGCCAAACGAUAGGCUUGCUCAAGCGCUUGAGCCCGCAUUUCCCUCAACCAGCAAUCCAGCAGUCAACGCUCCAGAACAAGGGGCUACAGACAGUUACGAGAAAAGAAGAAUGAUGGCCUUCGGGGAGGAUCAAACACUACCCACGACAACCCCCACAACGCUUCCAACAACACUCAAUACAUCCCCCACAACAACCCCAACAACAUACCAGACUACUUAUCCCACUACUACCCCAACAACCAGAAAAAUGAAAAAAUCAGCCAAGCACAAACAAGAUGAUCUUGUCAAGCCGGACAAGCGGUUCAUUCAUGUGAUUGGUUCGCGGGUGUCAUGUAGGAUAGCCAAACAAAAGAUUACAAAGUUUGGCACCUUGAGGUGGGUGGGGUACUUACCCAACUCCCCACACGGCAACUCGUACUUGAUUGCCGGAGUGGAGUUAGCGAAGCCGGAUAGGCUGGGCACGAAUGGAUCGUAUCAAGGCAUGAGGUACUUCAAGGCAUUACCAGAACGAGGCUACUUCUUCCACCUCAAGCAGUGCAAGCUGAUCAAGAAAGUCCAUGGAUAAGAUUCUCUUUCUACACACAUGCGCGAAAACAAAGACUGCCAUUGGUUAGAUUCCAAGCUCAAUAAUCACAUAGUUUUGCUAUUCGUUGAAAUGAAUAAUACCUUAACGAUGACCUAAUAAGGUUACUACCGUUGUCAUGGCGAUAGGUUGAUAAUAUUAUAAUAUUAAUAAAUUUUGUUCAAUAAAUAUUAUUUAUCACUUGGAAAUUUUGACGAGAUUAUUGAACUAAACUA